UCACACCUGAUAAUAAUACAUUUUUUAUCAAAGCACCGCUACCCUAUCAACAAAGAACAUGAUUGACAAGUCUACAAACCAAUGAGUUGGCGGCUAACAGAAGUGGCAACCAAUCGCAGUGAAGAGUGGGCGGCUCCAAUGCGUUUCCCUAUUUAACUUUGAAACAUAAUAUUAGCUUACUAUUUUUAAGUCGACGGCUACAGACUAGUUCCCCGUCUGCAACUAAACGUUAAUAUCAGCAGGUUUGUCGAGAAUUGCAGGGUCUCUGGAAAAUGUAUUUAUUUUACACGUCGAUUCUGUGCGUCCUCUGCGCAUGUCACAUGACCAAAGCCACCUGUGACGAGCCUUUGACAGCAGAAGAUGCUGAAUUCUGCAAGGGAGGGUUAAAGGUGAUUUAUCCAGAUCUGGUUGUUGACAAAUGCUUAAUCGUCCCUCAGAGGACGAGAGAGAAGAUCAGUAUGGAGUGGGGAUCACCUGAAGUACUCCUGCCACAUGCUGAGGAGGAGAAGAAAUACACUCUAGUAAUGGUAGAUCCAGAUGCCCCCAGUCGUCAGAAUCCCUCUCGUUCUUACUGGAGACACUGGUUACUGGUUGACAUCAAGGGUGAAGCACUUCAGACAGGAGACGUCAGAGGCACUGAACUGUCUGCAUAUGCCCGCCCUACUCCCCCUAAAGGCACUGGACUCCACCGCUACCAGAUUCUUGUGUUUGAGCAGCCUGAAGGCCGGACACCUUUCCUUAAUAGAGAGGAGAAUCGCUCACGGGGUAACUGGGAUCUGCAGGCAUUUAUUCAGAGGUUUGGUCUGUCUGGAGCGAAGGCUUCUCUUCAGUUCCUCACCCAAAACUACAAGGACUAAAACAGAAAAAAAGAAAAAACACCUCCAACCUGCAGCUAAGCCUCACUUCUGACUAUAUUUAUUAUAUAUUUAUUAUUUAUUAUAUAUAUUCAACUGUAUUUCACCUCAGUGUUUAGGAUAUCAAACCCAAAAAAGAUGAUGUUAUUUUAUUAUGUUAAAUAAAAACGAUAUUCAUAUAAUUUCAAGGCUCAUAUUUGUUUUAAUAUGAGCAAUA
Messenger RNA from Danio rerio (zebrafish), 1071 nucleotides. NCBI's taxonomy places the organism in Eukaryota, Metazoa, Chordata, Actinopteri, Cypriniformes, Danionidae. The record is from RefSeq and is a predicted model, not a curated record.